This is a messenger RNA of Cuscuta europaea, 17398 nucleotides long. Lineage: Eukaryota; Viridiplantae; Streptophyta; Magnoliopsida; Solanales; Convolvulaceae. The record is from the annotation of a GenBank genome assembly.
GUGAACAGUCUGCGCUGUUACUCCUUUUAGGCGCAAACUCAACUAACAGCUCCCCCCGUUUCUUUCAGCCGUUUUUUCCCUUGCUUAGCAUUUCAAAUGGAUCCACACCGCACAUGUGCAGGUGGAGUGUUCUGCGGCCAGGGAUCAUCGGCCGCACUAACGAAAUGGGAGCAUCUCUUUUACGCCUUCUUUCAACUGAUAGCUGUCUUCUUGCUUCCCAAGGCCUGCGCGGCACACUAUGCCGCCAGCGGAGGGUCAAGGACCGGUGGCAGAGCCCAUCGUCCGCAAGCUAGGGUUCUCAAGGAAGCGUCACAGCCCAUCGUCCGCCGAAGGAGCCGCCCUCGAUGUCAAUCUGCAGAUGGUAAAGUUCGGAAUCCUUCACUGGCUUGUUCUGCUUCCAAGAAGAAAUUAGGUUUCAUGGAUCAAAUUCUUGACUGUAUUGAAGUGACCCUUUGGAAGAAGUAAUAACAACUACAAUAGUGAACAACAUGGCUCCAGCCCUUCAAAACUAUGCAAUCUAUGCCUCUAUGAUUUCUUCAGUUUGUGAGUUUCAUGCUUGUUACCAGGCUCCACAGAGCACCAGCAUUGCUUUACACCCUGAGCUGUAAGCAUGAAAGUUGGGUUGAUAUCGCGAAAUACUUAAUAGAUGGUGUUCCCUUGCUAUUGAGUUCAGAAAAUGUGAAGGACGUAAAAGAUCUUCUCUCAUCUGUUUUAGCAUCUCUGCCUGCUAAUUUUUCAGAAUUUAUUAAGUGGGUAGCAGAAAUUCGAAGACAAGAGGAAGGUGCUACAAGUUUGAGUGAAGAAGAAAAAGGAACACUUGCUAUGAAGAUUUCGUGAAGCUGCAAAGAGGAUGAACGUAGAUGCAGCAAACUGUCUUGUGAUAGAGGACUCCAUAUAAUUUGUGAAGAUAAGAAGCUGUCAAAUUAAAGUUGUCCUGAUAUGCGGCUUAUUGGAGUAGCCGAGUAGCAGCUGCCUUGCAGACCCGGAAGACUGACCAAUUCUGCUCCGUCGCCGGUUUCUAUCUUGGUAUAUUUUUUUUUCAGAAGAAGGUUGAAGGCUGCUGCCAUUAAUUUAAACGUUUGAAAGAGCCGCCGUCCAAAUUUGACGGAGGGGAACUGAAGCAGGUCGCAAGUUGGAGGUCGUGCUGCUAUUUUCUAGAACUUGUUGUUGUUCGAUGAUCCAAAUCCGUCGAUUUCGAUGUCUCUUUCGCAGGUUGAGGUGAAGGUCUGGCUGCCGUUGCUAUUUCGUCACCGAGACUUAAGGUGAAGCUGCCGGGCUGAUUGGCCGUCGUUCCUAUCUCCGUUGCUCCUGUUCGUCGAAGAAGAAGAUUGUUGCUUCACUUUGUAAUUUUUGGCGAGGAGGAGACCACAACAACUGUUGCUAUCGUCGGGGAGCAAGAUCUUGCCGCCACCGCUGGUUCGAUGAGUGAUUGACACCUUAAUAUGCCGGAUGAUGGAGUAUAUGGCCCGGGAAUCCCCGGCCCACAGACUCCUACUACUCUAGUAAAGGCCCAACAGGCCCAGAAAGCUCAAGCAGGCCCAAAUCACAGCGCCCAGAGUACCAAGCAGCACGCAAUACGCACCAGGGGUGCCUUCGGCCCCCUGGCCGAAGGCUCCAAACUAUCACAGCGUGGAUAUUUCGAACAAACAGAGGAACUGGGAGAAAACGGCGAAAACAGCAGCCCUCGGCACCUGGAGCCCUCGGCGCUCAGGGGUCUUCUGCACUAAGAGCCCUCGGCUAGUCCUCUGUGACCGGGGGCACCUCUCCCGACAUGAUCUCCGCAUCACAUGCGUACAGAUCACCGUACCCUGUACAGACAUCCCAUCCAACAGCCGCAUUAAAUGCGGCCACAUGCGGCUGCCAGCGCCAACCAGUUGAGGUGACCUCUCGGCCAAUGGGCGUUUGACACGUGUCCCUGUCCGGCAUUUAUUGCUACUAUAAAUAGCACCCCAUUUCCCCAUUUGUAACCACGACAUUCAUACUGGAUAUACUCUCUCUCUUACUUGUGCUCUGACUUCUCUCUAAGUUAUUCUCUGCAAUAACCCCUCGGAUAUAUACCCCCCGGGUAGACUAUCCAUCAUUUGGUGCUCUCGUUGAGAGGUCGAACAAUCGAGUAAGAAACCCUCCCCCUUCACCAGACACUAGCCCUCUACCAAAAUGGCGAGAACAACACGUGCCAACUCCAGAAACGUAGAAGACAAGAACCUGGCCCUCGGCGACGUCAACGACCCCGAAGCCUCUCACAGGGCUCCCGAGGGCGGUGUCAUCGCUGGGCUGGAACAGGCGGCUGUCGACCUACGCCUUCAGAUUCAGCAGAAUGCCCCCGAUGCCCGCCUCGGCAUCGAGGCCAAGAAGAAAAACUGGAGCGAUGACCAAGUCAGCCCUCCGGUUCUCACCAUCGACGUGCAAUCGGCGCUCUCCGCCUUCAUCCAAACGCUCACUCAGAACCCGGGUGCCUUCGGCACCCUGGCUCCGGCUCACCCCCAAGUUGGGGAGAACAUCAUACUUCCCCCCUGUCACACCCCUUCGGAAACCCAACCCCUCGGGUUAGGAAUAACGAAGGGGUAGUGGUCCAAGAUACGUCCUCCCAGGAAGUUCAGUCCCGGGACCGCCAUAAUGACAACAGAGAAAGGCCCCGCACUUCCGCCCUCAAUCGGCUCGGAGGAGGGCCAGACCGCCGAGGGGUCCAAGACCGGCUCGGAGGGAAAGCACUCCAAAGGCCCCAGGAAAGCGGAGGGUCUGUCUCGAGGGCAGACGAGGAGCGUCCCCCUCGGGACAAAGGCAAGGCACCCCUUCAUGCCGAUGAUGCUCGCCACCAAAUCAACCAGGCCCACUCGGCCCGGGUUCGUUCGCAGGGGGCGGAGACCCUCCCGAAGGAUCCCCGGGAUGAAAUUAUUGCGACCCUCCAACGCCGGCUUGAUGAAAUGGAGGCCAACAAAGCUCACGCCACCACCUCCACCCCUCAUUCAGACCUCAAAUACGAGGCCAUGAUGGCCAAAAUGGAGGAAUUACAGAAGAAGGUGGCCGAGGGCUCCGGGGAACCCGUCAUCCAGCUACGGACCCGGACGCCAUUUACCCCAAGGGUAUUGGCGGCCCGGAUCCCGGAAAAAUACCGAGGGCAACACAUACAGCCCUACAACGGGAAGACGGACCCCCAGGAACACUACAGCAAAUAUCAGAACAUCAUGAUGAUGGUAGGGGCGUCGGACGAAUAUUUGUGUCGUUGGUUCCUCUCCACCUUAGAGGGGCCGACAUACGAAUGGUUCAACCGGUUUCCCGAGGGCUGCAUUGAUUCGUGGCAAGAACUCGCCCAGUGAUUCUUGACACAAUUUGCCGGGAGGCGUCGCACGAGGAAGCACUUCUCCCACCUCCUAACCAUACGCCAGAAGAGGGAUGAGACCCUUCGGGACUUCCUGGAGCGCUGCAGGACAGAGGCUGACAAAGUCGACAGUGCUGAUGACGGGACCCUCCUGGCCCUCCUACAGACCGUCCUCCGCACCGGCAACUUUUCAAGGAGCCUCAUCAUUGAACCCCCCCGCGAUUACAUAAGGGCUUUGCAGCGGGGGGACCGAUAUGCCGAGGCCGAGGAGGUGGAGAAAUACCACCAGCAUUCGGAUCAGCAGCCCCCGAGGGCUGACUACAAGAGCAACCGGGGGCCGGGGGCUCCUCCCUCGGCAAGGCCAAGCCAAGCCUUCUGGACCCUCUGACGACCGCCCUCGGCAAGGCCAAGCCAAGCCCGGAGGAGGUUAUAAUAGCAACCCUAAGACUUGGGCACAUCCCAUUCUCCUGGACCGCCCCCGGACACCAUUGACGCACCCCGUCAGCAUCAUACUUGAUUUUGCCGAGGAGAGGGGCCUCGUUGAGCGUGACUCUCGCGCACCCCCGGAGGUACAUGCUAUCAACCCUCAGUUCCCCUACUACCGUUUCCAUCGGCAUCAGGGGCACAGGACCGAUGACUGUCACCAGCUAAAAACGGCCAUCGAGAGAUUAAUACAAGCGGGACACCUGUCCCAAUUUGUUCAGAGCCCUCGGCAGGAGGGACCCUCCCAUCAGGGGCCUCCCCGAGGGCACCACACGAAGGUGAACGCUUGGGUGAACCCGAAUACCAUCCCCCUCGGCAAGAAGAGGGAGAUCGGAAACUUGGAAGAAGAGGAGGAGGAAUACCCCCACUGCCAGGAGAAAAAACGCCACAUCCUCAUGAUCACCGGUGGCAAUACAUGGGGCGAUUCCACCAGCCAGCGAAAGAAAUGGGCUCAAUCGCUUUACGUGGGGGAAGUCACUCAUAUGCCCCCGGUAAAGCGACUGAGGGAGGAACCCAUCACCUUCACCAACGCAGAUCUCCCUCCUACUUCUUCUCCUCACAGGGAUGCCUUGGUGAUUCGGACUGAAAUAAACGACACCAUCAUUCACCGAACUUACAUUGACACGGGCAGUUCCGUCAAUGUAAUGUACCUCAGCACCUUCAGAGAGCUGCAUCUGGAGAGGGGGUCCCUUCGGCCCAUGAAGACCCCUCUUUCCGGCUUCAUCGGCGAUACUAUUGAUUCCGAGGGGGUAAUAACCCUCCCGGUGAUCUUCGGCGACGGGCUCCAUAGAGCCCAGCUCGAAGUGGAGUUCGUCGUCGUCAACAUCGAUUGCGCCCACAACAUCAUCCUCGGCCGGCCAGCCCUCGAGGACCUCGAGGCCAUCAUCUCCAUGAGGCACCUCUGCCUCAAGUUUCCCGCCGAGGGGGGCAUUGGCUACUCCCGGGGGAAUCAGAAAAUUGCUCGGGCUUGCUAUCUUCAAGUCACUAAGAAAGUAAGUAAGACGGAAUUCCGUGUUGACACCAUCACCGGAACCAUCGACCAAGAAGAAAAAAGGCCGAGGGCUGAACCAGCCGAGGACGUAGAAGACUUUGCGCUCGAUCCGGCCCAGCCGGAGAGAGUCGUGAAGAUUGGAGCCCAGCUCCCUGAAGAUCUGAAGACCGGUAUCACCGACGCCCUCCGCGCCUUCUCCACUGUCUUUGCAUGGGGGCCGGAGGACAUGCCGGGAAUUAGCCGAAGGGUCAUCACCCACCGCCUCUCGGUGGACCCCUCGGCAAAAGCAGUACAUCAACGAAGAAGACCCCUCUCCGCCGAAAGGAGGGAAUUUGUGAAGAAGGAGGUCGCCAUGCUCCUCUCUAUUAAGCACAUCAAGGAGGUAAAAUACCCCUCAUGGCUGCCGAACGUAGUCCUCGCACAGAAGCCUCCUACCUUCCGCAUGUGCGUGGACUACACGGAUCUCAACAAGGCGUGCCCUAUGGACCCUUUUCCUUUGCCCAAUAUCGAUCAACUUGUGGAUGAAACCGCGGGGUGUGAAAUCAUGUCAUUCCUCGACGCAUUCCGCGGAUAUCAUCAGAUCUUCAUGCAUGAGGAAGACGCCGAAAAGACAACCUUCAUGACUCCCGAGGGCAUCUUCUGCUACCUAGUGAUGGUCUUCGGCCUAAAGAACUCAGGGGCCACUUACACCGGAUGGUGGCCCAAACUAAGCACAUCAAGGAGGUGAAAUAUCCCUCAUGGCUAGCGAAUGUAGUCCUCGCACAGAAGCCCCCUACCUUCCGCAUGUGCGUGGACUACACCGAUCUUAACAAGGUGUGCCCUAUGGAUCCAUUCCCUCUACCAAAUAUUGAUCAACUGGUGGAUGAGACCGCAGGGUGUGAGAUCAUGUCCUUCCUCGAUGCCUUCCGAGGGUAUCACCAAAUUUUCAUGCACGAGGAAGACGCCGAAAAAACUGCCUUCAUGACUCCCGAGGGCAUCAUGGAGGCCCGGGUCUUUCAAGCUGUCCUAGGGCGCACCAUGGAGGCCUAUGUCGACGACAUGAUCGUCAAGAGCAAACAAUCUUCCAGCCAUGCUGACGACCUCCGGGAAAUCUUCGCCAUCAUGCAAAAGUUCAACCUUCGGCUAAACCUGAAAAAGUGCACCUUCGGCGUCCAAAGGGGCAAGUUCUUGGGCUACAUGGUGAGCCGAAUGGGUAUUGAGGCCAAUCCCGAGAAGAUCCAGGCCAUCAUCAACAUGGAGCCCCCACGCAAUGUGAAGGAAGUUCAACGGUUGACGGGCCGCCUGGCAGCCCUCAACCGCUUUCUAUCUAAAUCAGCGGAGAAGUCUCUACCCUUCUUCCAGAUCAUGAAGAAGACGGCUGGCUUUCAAUUGACUCCAGAAUGUCAGGGGGCUUUCGACGAGCUCAAACGAUAUCUAUCUUCACCCCCUGUGCUAUCCAAACCAAAGGUAGGGGAAACCCUCUAUCUCUACCUUGGAGUCAGCCCGGCGGCCAUCAGCUCUGUGCUCAUCCGGGAGGAAGACGGCAUCCAACAUGCCAUCUUCUAUGUAAGCAAGACCCUAAGGGAGGCCGAGCUCAGCUAUUCUCUUGUGGAAAAAAUGGUGUUAGCCAUCGUUUGGACUGUCAAGAAAUUGGGCCACUACUUUCAAGCUCACCCGGUUCAGGUCCUCACUCAUCAACCCCUCGGCGCCCUCAUGAGGAGCCCCACCAGCUUCUCCCGCAUGGUGAAAUGGGCUAUCUUCUUGAGCCAGUACAACAUUGACAUCCGUCCGAGGCCUGCCAUCAAGGGCCAAGCCCUGGCGGACUUUGUGACGGAGUGUACCGCAAGGGCAGCCACGGACGGGGAGCCCUCGGCUACCUCGGACGACUGGUGGACCCUCUACACUGACGGCUCCUCCGCGACCAAAGCAUGCGGGGGAGGGGUAGUCCUCAUUACUUCUGAGGGCUUCAGAGCCUACUACGCAAUCCGCUUCUCCUUCAAAGUCUCCAACAACGAGGCCGAAUAUGAGGCCCUCCUAUGUGGCCUUCGGCUGGCUGCCAACAUGAGGGCUCGACAGAUCCACAUCAAAUGCGACUUCAAGUUGGUCGUUGGCCAAAUCUCCGAGGAAUAUGAGGCCAAGGAGGGAAGAAUGAAACAGUACAAGGAAGCGGCCAAGGAGUUGCUUAAGGUAUUUGAGGCACACUCUCUCACUCAAAUACCGAGGGCUCAGAACUCCGAGGCCGACAUAUUAUCUAAGCUCUCGGCCGACUCCCCCGAGCACAUGUCCAAAAUUGCCAAAAUUGAGGAACUCAGCCUCUCAAGUAUCCAUGCAAGCCCCGUUAUGAACAUACAACAACGCCAAGAGGAUUGGAUCUCAGAUAUCACCGCCUUCAUCUCCACAGGGCAGCUACCUGAGAAUGAGACCCGCGCUAAACUGGCAAAGCUGAGGGCUCCUAGUUACACCAUCGAAGAUGGAAGGCUCUACAAACGAUCUUACAAUGGCACGCUACUUCGGUGCCUUCAUCAAGAUGAAGCCGAGGUCGCAAUGGAGGAAGUGCACAGUGGCACUUGCUCAGCUCACCAGGGACCCUUCUCCAUGUCCCGAAGGCUCAUUUUCCAGGGCUACUUCUGGUCGACCAUGGCCAGAGAUUGUGCUGACCUGGCCCGGAGGUGCACCGCAUGUCAACAUUUCCAGAAAACCCCCGGCAGGCCAGCGGUCAACUAUGCCCCCAUCAGCACAUCUGUCCCCUUUUCUCGAUGGGGGAUAGACCUUGUGGGCCCUCUGCCGAGGGGUACCUCCCACAACAGAUACAUCAUUGUGGCCAUCGACUACUUUACCAAGUGGGUGGAGGCUGAACCCCUCGCCAGCAUCACAGAGGCGAAGUGCCGUCACUUCGUCCUCAAGAACAUCCUCACAAGGUUUGGCUUCCCCCAGCAGAUCAUCUCCGACAAUGGGACACAAUUUGAGGCAGCCCCCUUCUGUGCCCUUCUGGAGGCAUGGGGCAUCAAACACACCUUCUCCUCCGUUGCCUACCCUCAAGGCAACGGGCAAGUAGAGAAUGCCAACCGGACCUUGCUCGAGGGCCUCAAAAAGAAGCUGGAGGCCGAGGGCGGUGGCUGGGUGGAAGAACUCCACAACAUCCUUUGGGCCUAUCGCACCACCCCUCGGUGAGCAACAGGUGAAACACCCUUCUCCCUCUGCUACGGUUUUGAAGCCAAAGCUCCUACGGAAGUCACCCUUCCCACCCGGAGGGUGAUCCAAUAUGACCCCGAGGUCAACGACAGCAACAUGGCCCUCGACCUCCACCUCAUUUCAGAACGCCGGGAGCAGGCCUUCAUCCGGGCAGAAAAUUACCGAAGGCAAGUCAAAAGCUACAUGGACGCCAAAGUUCGCACCCGAGAAUUUCAAGUGGGGGACUAUGUCCUCCGGAGGAGGGAAGCCAGCCAACCAACCGAGGGAGGAAAAAUGGCACCAAAAUUCGAGGGCCCCUACAUCAUUGCAGCCAUCAUCAAACCUGGGACUUACAAGCUCAAACGCCCCAACGGGAAAGAGGUCCCUAGGCACUGGAAUGUACACCAUUUAGUUAAAUUUUACCAAUAAUGUAAGAGCGGCCAAGCCCUCAUAACUAAUGAAUGUACUACCCUUUGGCCCAAGGCCUCCACUUUUGAGGAAUGAAGACAAAUUCAAAGACAUCAAGCCCUCAUACUGACUACAGGCCCCAGGCCUCACCACGAGAAGAACCCCCUCCGGCACCAAGUGCCGAGGGCGGACACCAUCAACACCUACAACAACAGGAAAACACCAUGUGUUUUCGAACAAGACCCCUCGGUACCAAGUACCGAGGGUGGGAACUCCCAUCACCGACGGCAAGAAACACCAAGUGUUUCAUUUCCCUUCGGCACCCAGUGCCGAGGGUACACCUCCAUCAUCAACAUCAAAACGAAGAAAAACACCAAAUGUUUCAAAGAAUACCCCUCGGCACCCAGUGCCAGGGAUAUGCUCUCCUAUCAACUUCCAAACAUCUGUUGGGAAACACCAAGUGUUUCCUCUCGAGGGCCCUCCGGCACCAAACGCCGAGGGUGAACACUCCAAUCAAAACACCAAGUGUUUCAUUUGAAGACCCUUCCUUUAGUACCAAGUACCGAGGGCAGACACCUCCAUCAACUACAACAAAAGAGAACACCAAGUGUUCCUACAGAAGACCCCUCUGUACCAAGUACCGGGGGCUACACAUCGAAACUAACACCAAGUGUUGUUUCUAAAAGCCGUACCCCACGAGGACGCAUAUACCGAAGGCGCCACCAUCGGUGCCGGCGGCACGUAGUGCCCCCGGCCAUUUGCAACUAGUGUGCAAAUGAAAACCCUUCCUUGAAACGCUUUCCGCGUCACUACCCCCAGGGUAUGACAGGCAUGAGAAAUGCCCAGGAUUCGACUUUCAAAAACGGAACGCUAUCCGCGUCAUCACCCCAAGGGUAUGACAGGCACGAGAAAUGCCCAGGAUUCGACUUCCAAACCGAAACGCUCCCCGUGCCACCACCCCAAGGGUGUGACAGGCCACGGACUAUGUCUAGCGCCGAGGGGUCGACUUUCAAAAAUGAGGCGCUUUCCGCGCCAUCCCCCAAGGGGAGGCAGGCUACAGACCACCAUAUCUUGUGCCCAGGAAACGACCCUCGAUCCCCUUGGAACUCGGAAGGUUAACCCGAGGGAGGAGAGCCAUUGGUGUAUUCUGAUGGUUUCCUAAUAGGCCCAGCCUUACCAGGAAAUCAAGUUUCUCUCUCUAGAAUUUUUGGCAGAGCUUCGCUAAGGAUGUUGGAUGCGUAAAGAAGGAAUGGCAUUGGCUUGGGGUAUUUAUAGGCUCCCAGAUCCGGGCUUGGGCCGAGAUUCGGGCUCCCAGCAGCCAAAGCCAUCAUUACGCACCGUCGUUUCACCCAAUCGGUGACGCCCGCCCACGAGCAGCCAACGGCUACACUCCAUGUGUACCCCCCCCCCCCCCCAACGGCUAUAAAUCUGACGCUACAUAUUCCAACGGCUAUAUUUCCAAUGGCUAUAUUCUGGAAGCCCCCGGGUUUACUACUUCACUCCACUUCACCAAGGAGAGCCUCCGGGUACACUUACCCAGAGACGCCCCCGGUUUAUGCCCCACACGGUACAUAACAAUCGCCCUCGGGAUCACUCCUUUAGAAGCCCAAGGCUUCACAUCAGGCCACCCCUCGAGGAUUCCCCCUCAGCACUGUAAGGGCCGGUUAGCCCCCUGGGAGUAUACCUCAUUGACGGAUAGUCUACAACACACAAGUAAUGGGUGCCCUCGAGUAUCUUCAUCACCAACUAAUCAACAAAAAGUGGACCCCCCCGGUAACAACUCCACUGUUGCCCACAUUCAUUACGCCCUCGAUCCCCAGAUUGAGGGACUCCCCUUCGGCGCCCCCAGGACGUCAACAACAAAGCCUCCGGUUAAUCAACACAUGAGCCCUCAGAAAAAGGAGAGCCUUCGGCAUUACCGAUUAUUCUCCAUUUUUGACCAAGGUUUCACAUUUUCGAUUCAUCGUUGGGGGAAUUCGGUGCACUCUUUUUCCCUCAUUAGGAUUUUUUCCCCCAGGGUUUUUCCUAAUGAGGUUUUUAACGAGGCAUCCCCCCAAAAUGAAACGAAAAGCGUCAGCCUUCGGCCCACAACAGCAACGCAACUACUCUACUCCUUUUCACCACUUUACAAGUGCCUCAAAGAGUGGGGGACUGGAGGACCCCCUCGGGAAAAUCAUUAAAUUACAAAAUUAGUGAAAUUCCAACAAACGACAAAGCAAGCCCUCAAGUCCCGACAUGUGGGUAACUGAGGGGCUGCCUUCGGCAGGGACAUAAAAGCAACAACUCCUCACCAACUUCAGAGAUUACGACAGGACAACAUUGAAGGGCAAGCACAAAUUACUCCUUUUCCCUCAAAUACCUUUCGACAAAAGGAGUGAGGGACUCCUGAUGGAGUAUAUGGCCCGGGAACCCCCGGCCCACAGACUCCUACUACUCCAGUAAAGGCCCAACAGGCCCAGAAAGCUCAAGCAGGCCCAAAUCACAGCGCCCAGAGUACCAAGCAGCACACAAUACGCACCAGGGGUGCCUUCGGCCCCCUGGCCGAAGGCUCCAAACUAUCACAGCGUGGAUAUUUCGAACAAACAGAGGAACUGGGAGAAAACGGCGAAAACAGCAGCCCUCGGCACCUGGAGCCCUCGGCGCUCAGGGGUCCUCGGCACUAAGAGCCCUCGGCUAGUCCUCUGUGACCGGGGGCACCUCUCCCGACAUGAUCUCCGCAUCACAUGCGUACAGAUCACCGUACCCUGUACAGACAUCCCAUCCAACAGUCGCAUUAAAUGCGGCCACAUGCGGCUGCCAGCGCCAACCAGUUGAGGUGACCUCUCGGCCAAUGGGCGUUUGACACGUGUCCCUGUCCGGCAUUUAUUGCUACUAUAAAUAGCACCCCAUUUCCCCAUUUGUAACCACGACAUUCAUACUGGAUAUACUCUCUCUCUUACUUACUUGUGCUCUGACUUCUCUCUAAGUUAUUCUCUGCAAUAACCCCUCGGAUAUAUACCCCCCGGGUAGACUAUCCAUCACCGGAAUUGUUGCCGCCACCGCUGGAAGAUCAGAUGCCCAUGUCUUCUGCUGUCGUUGAAAGCUGAGGUGAUGUUGUUGGAGGAUGAGGAUUCGCAAGCCUAUUUUCCCUGCGUGCGAAGAAGCUCACGGGAAGAUAAACCUAACCUGCUGAAGGAGCUGAUUUUAAUGGGCUUCAUUAUUUGUUGGGCCGACCUAUUUAUGAGUUUAUUCUUCACCUUUUGAAGACAGGAGCUAUCUUCAACAAAAAUAAUAUCGAGGCCAGAUUUUCUGUUAGGCCUAUUGUCAGUGGUCGAUGCUGCUUGAGGCCUUUUGUUGGACUAGUAGCAUCGAUCUAAAGAAUUAGGGCGAUUGCGAGUAAUCGGUAUUGUUUGGGGCCCUACUGAUCUAAAGAAUUAGGCCGAUUUCCGACCGUCGGUGUCGCUUAGGGCCCUUCGUUGGGCUAGUGACACCGAUAUAAAAGAAUAGGUCUAUUGCCGAUCAUCGGUGUCGCUUGGGGCCCUUCGUUGGGUUAGUGACACCGAUCUAAAGAAUUGGUCCGAUUGCCGGUCAUCAGUGUCGCUUGGGGCCCUUUGUUGGGCUAGUGAUAUUGAUCUAAAGAAUUAGGCCAAUUUCCGACCGUCAUUGUCGCUUGGGGCCCUUCGUUGGGCUAGUGGCACCGAUUUAAAGAAUUAGGCCGAUUGCCGGUCAUCGGUGUCGCUUGGGGCCCUUCGUUGAGCUAGUGGCACCGAUAUAAAGAAUUAGGCCGAUUGUCGGUCAUCAAUGUCACUUGGGGCCCUUCGUUGGGUUAGUGGCACCGAUCUAAAGAAUUAGGCUGAUUGCCGGUCAUCAGUGUCGCUUGGGGCCCUUCGUUGAGCUAGUGGCACCGAAAUAAAGAAUUAGGCCGAUUGUCGGUCAUCGGUGUCGCUUGGGUCCCUUCGUUGGGUUAGUGGCACCGAUCUAAAGAAUUAGUCCGUUUGCCUGUGAAUACAAAGCUCUGCUGAUGCCAUUUAUGAAGGGCGGCCAUUUUGCCGUUUAUGAAGGCUAGCCACUUAGCCAGUUUGAAUGACGACCACUUCAACGGUUUGAAGGUUAGAGCGGCGCUGAUAGAAGAUGAUGUUCGAAGCUUAACUCAAUCAAUUUCAGGCGAGGCGCAGACUUAAGAACCUUCACAUCUUGGUAUGACUUUGUUUUUCGUAAUCCCUUUGGCUAAAAACUUAAUUGGGUUUUGUUUUGUUAUAACUGAACUCAAAAAUGAAACUUUUGAGCUGCCUACGUACUCCUAUGAAGGAGAUCAAGUCAAACGUAGUUCAUAAGUACCAUUUGAAUUGGUAAUCUAAAGGAGAGGACCGUACACAAUUUUAACUCAUGCGGGCCAGGAGCUUGCCGAACACAUUUUAAACUCUCGUGAGCCAAGAGUAUCUAUGAUUAUGCUCACCCAUAGACAAAAUGAGAUGUUUUAGCAGUUUAGCCACUUACAACAUCAUUGGUGGUUUAAGCCAUUUAACAUUUUGUUUGGUCAUAUGCAUACCCUGACAUGAAGGGUACUGUAUCCUCAAAGUUGAUAAUGCAGGAGUUCACAUAUUGGUCUUCAUAUUGACCAUGAGUGUGCACAAUGGUCACUGGCUUGACUUUGAAUGCACUUCCAUAUGUUACUUUCACAUCGGGUUUUCGUUUUAUACGAGAUGGGAUAAAGCUUUUAUACUCAUUAAGACUUUUCUUUUCGAGAGGAACUUUAGCAAAUUUGUUGCGUUCAUGCUUCAAUCCCAAUCUUUCAUUAACAGACUUUCUUCAGAAGUUUUGUCCCAUGCAUAGGCCUUCAGCGUGUUUCAACAUCAUCGGGCUCGUUUCAAGCCAUUCUUGUAAAGUCUUCUUCACGAUCUUCUUUGGUUUCGACGUCAUUCUGUCAAAGAUGGCGGGUCUUGAUCUUGCCCCCCCCCCCCCCCCCCAAUCCUAUCAAAGACGGAGUACUUUGGCUUAGAAGUUAUUUCAUCUUCCUCAUCAGCACUGAUAUGAUGUAUUGCGGCCCUAUUUAUGAGGAUUUUUAUAGGUUUAGGUUGAACAUAGCCCAAUCCAAUGUGGUCUCUUAAGUUGAUUUGCUUCGGUGUUCCUUCUCCACCAGCUUCUGGAAUGAGCUUCCCUAACUUUUGUUCGUUAUGAUUAUAACCGGCUUUGGCCAGGAACUUGUAUGUGUUUGGGUCAAAUCCUUCUUUCGUACGUGUGUUAGGCAGCUCAGACUCACAUUUUUUUCAGCUUCCUCUUUAGGAGCCUUUUGAGAAGGUUUCGAUAUCUCAAUCUGUGCAAGAGGGAAUGUGAGCCUCUCCACACCUUCAACAAGCUUUUCUUUCAAUUUAGGCUUAGUCAAAGGGCGAUACACAUCAUCUUUUCGAGCAUCCUCAUCUUUAGAGACUUUAGCCUUGAAGUAUAACUUUGCAUCUGCAAAAUAGGACUCAGCUUCUGUGAAUGGAGUCUCAUCAGCCAACACCUUCUUCACAACACCGUUGUCUUCAUACAUGAAGCAUUGGUGCAAAGUUGACGGAAUUACACCAUUUUCAUGGAUCCAUGGGCGUCCUAACAGAAGAUUAUAUGAAGCUUUGGCAUCAAUGACAUGACAUAGAGUGCUUGCCUUCAGCUUGCCGAUGACCAAAUCAAGGCGUAUCAUUCCAAUUGCCCUUUGCCCCUCUUGAUUGAAGCCUUAAUCAUCAAGCGGUUUUGGGAGAGUUCAUCAAUUGAUAUUCCAAGGUCUUUCAUAGCCUGAACUGUCAAAAUGUUAACAGCGGAUCCUUGGUCAAUCAUGAUUCUUUUGAAUCUUUGUCCACAAGUAUAUCCCUCAACAAAAAGUGGGCGAUUAUGGGGUGUGGCACCCAACAUAAGAUCUUCGUCUUUAAAGACAAUACCAGUAGCAUACGAGGUAGAGUUCUGUGUUUUUACAUCUUCUUUCUUAGCUGAAGUUGGUGAUGAGCAUUUGCUUGAGCUCUCAACUUCUUUUUCAUGAGUGCCAAGGCAGGAACUUGAAGUUUGAUUCACCUUGUUCUUGAAAUCCUUUGGCAUAUAAUUGUCUAGAGUAACUGACCUUCGCUCAACCUUGGAACAAACACUAGUCUUUCUUUCCUUCUUUAGCUUGAGUUUAUAAACCUCCCUUUUCUUGACCCAUUUCUUUACUCCCUUCACUGGGGGUAGGAUCAAUUUUUGCCUCUUAUUUUGUUUAUCUCGAUCUACUAAGAUCCAUGGACCUUCUUCGCCAUAAUUUUCUUCAUCUCUCAUGCGAGAGUAGUUUCCCAUCACUUUGAUAGUAAAAGGAAGUCUUCGAUUGUGAGAGCUCUUACUCUCUUCUUUCGAGUUGCCUUUAACCAUAAAUGGAGAAAUCUUACCAAAAGUGAUGGCAAUUUGGUUUGUGCUUGCAGCGGAAUCGACGAGCUCAAUCUUUCCUUGACGAGCCAGGGCCAUAAUUUUAUCUUUAAGCACCCAAUACUUCUCAGUGGAGUGGCUUAAAAGUCGAUGGUACUUGCAGUAAUUGGGGUCAUCUAUCUUUGUAGCUUCCUCGGGUCGUUUGGACUCGGGUAAAUCAAUAAGCUUCAAUCUCAUCAGUUCCUCAAACAUGGGAGGAACGUCAGAGUCUAAGAAGGGGUAUUUCUUUUCUAGCAUCUCUUCUAGAAAUGGUUUAACACGUUUCGACGCCUCCGAAUCAACCCUAGAAACUUUCUUUGAAUUUUGAGUGAAGAUCUUAACAGGCGCAGCCUUCACGACCAUUGCUUCUUUAUUUUCAAUAUUAGAAAAGGGUAUGCCCUCAUUCUUGGUAUCUUGUUUUUCAACAACAUUGUUUAUGGGAUACAUACCCAUGACUUUCUUUCCACUACUUGCAAUGCUUAACUCCAUGUUACGAGCUUUGCUUGCUAGCUCGUCGAAAGUAUUUGGAUUGACUCCUUUGAGAAUGUAGCACAAUUCCCAAUGCAUUCCUUCAAUGCACAUAUCGAUAGCGGAACUUGUAGAGAUUCGAUCUUUGCAGUUUAGAGCAAGAUCUCUCCAACGCUCUAUGUAAGCUAUGACAGGCUCAUCUUUCCGUUGGCGAGUAGUUGUCAACUCAAGCAAGCUCACCACCCUCCUUGUGUUGUAGAAACGGUUUAAGAACUCACGUUCCAUAUCUUGCCAGCUGUCAAUGGAACCUGGUUCUAGGUCAGUAUACCAGUCAAAUGCAUUUGCUUUAAGGGAGCGCACGAACUGCUUGACGAGGUGAUCCCCACUUGUUCCCGCAUUGUUGCAAGUCUCCACAAAAUGGGCAACAUGUUGUCUUGGAUUUCCUUUCCCAUCAAACUGGACGAACUUCGACGGCUGGUAACCAAUGGGCAUUUUCAGAUCCUCGAUCCUUUGAGUAUAUAUGGCUUAACAUAGGAGUGAGUAGAUUGACUUCCUUCUAUGUUCCCCUUUAUGGUUCCCAUGAUGAGAUCUUUGAGUUGAUCAAUCGGGAUCAUGCCCCCAGAGGUUGAGAUAUUCUUCUUCGAAUUCUCUUGGUGAAAAUCAUUGUCUUCAUGCACCUCAGGGUCCUUCUCACGAGCAUGACUUGACUCACCUUUCAAGCUUUCUACUUUGUUGUUCAGAUCAUUCAACUUCUGAUCUUGAGUUUGCAUGAACAUGCUCAUUCCCUCGAUGACCUUAGUUAAAUGGGCGAUUUGUUCUUCCAUAGAUGUCGUGCUUGUCAUCAUAGUGGGCAUCACAGUGUAGACAUUUGACCACUGCGGAGUAGUUCUUCGUGGAGAGGUUGACGGGGAAGUAGAGUCUGACCUAGAUGAUGAGCUUUCACCACUACUUGUCCAUUUUGGGGAAGUAACUUCAUGUAUGGGUGAAGAAAGCUUCGGGACCAUCUCUUGCGCAAUUUGAAAUCUAUCCAUCGCACCGGGAGUAGUUCUCGAAGAUGACUGCGCAAUCAUGAUUCUUGAACGGCUCCUAGUGAUAGGGCCUUGCAUAUUUUGAUUCGAGCUUGAUGAUGCUUUAGAAUUUAGAGUGAACACGGGCUUGUUUGAUGCCAUGGGUUCGUUUUCAAAAGUGAAGAGAUGAGAGGUAGAGUUGUCCCACCGGGCGUGCCAAAAAUUUGUGAAACAAAUUUUAAGUAUUUACUUAAAAUUGAUCGCAAAUAAUAAUAUGUGAGAAUAUUGGGUACAAUCUCUAAAUAUGAAUCCUCUGAUUCUUCACUUGCAAUUUGACAUAAAUAUAAUUAAAGAAAUUAAUUCAAAAUUAAAUCUUUAAUCCUUCAAACGUUCUUCAGAUCUUCAAAUCUUCGUUCUUGAGAUCUUUGAAUCUUCGAAUCUUCGUUUGUCAGAUCUUCAAAUCUUCUUGAAUUGAGAAUUCAACUUGAAGGGCCUCCGGUUUUCAAAUGGCUUGAUCUUCAACAAAAGGGCCGUUUUAUGGCUUGAUCUUUUGUUUAAGGGCCUCCCGGGAUAUAUGGCUUGAUCUUCAAUUGAAUUUCAAUUCAAUCUUCAUAUGAGUAUCUUCAAAUCUUCAAAGAUUUGUUCUUCAUAUCUUCGAAUCUUCAAAGUCUUGUUCUUCAGAUCUUCGAAUCUUCAAGCUUCGUUCUUCAGAUCUUCGAACGGUCUUCAACUUUUGGAUUUAUUUUAUUAAGAAUCGACGAAAUCACGAAGGAUUAUUCGUAUACUCUUAAUAAAAUUCGUGGCUUGAUCUAUUCCUCUUCUUCGGAAUCGUUCAGAGCGUUUCGGGAGUUCUUGAGAGCUUUUCUGCAACGUUUCUUCGUCUGAAAAUUCUCCUCCUUUUCCUCUCAACUGAGACCUCUAUUUAUACGUGUGGAUGGGGUGAAAAUAUGCUUUUAGGGUUGUCAAAUUCGUCCAUAUCUCAUGGGCCCUAAUUAAAAUGGGCUUUGGACUCUAUUUGCUUACAUUUAAUAGCUAGAAAAAUCAGCGCUUGUUUGAUGUAUCUGGACAGCUUUUUUAACAAGGUUCGCAGCCAUUUUCCAUGCAUACGGAUGGAUUUCUUAACCAUAUUCAUUGUUAUCUUUAUCAAUUGGAUCAUGUCUCUUAUUCAUCGGGCUACUAUUUAAUAAU